GAUAGUGAAUACAGAGACGGGUCACUAAGGAGCAGGUGGGGGCCACACCCUGAACACAGACACGUAUCACUAAGGAGCAGGUAUAGGGGAUUAGAUAGUGAACACAGAGACAGGUCAUUUAGAAGCAGGGCGGGGUUAGGCGGGGCAUACUCCGAUGGUGGAGUAUGCAGAUAAAGGGAUGCCUAUUGGUUGCCCUAUUUAGAUGGCAACCCAAUUUGACCCUAUUGGUUUGUGAGUGCGCUUCAGAUGCAUCUUUUUAAAUUAGUCCUCCAGUAAGAUCAGCUGAGGCAGCACGUGUGGCACAUGGUUUCACGUUCGAGUAUUUAUUAGUUUCUUAAAUUGCCUUAAAUGUUUAUCAUUUGAAAGAGUGAGGCCAUUACAGAAUGAUGGAAAGACAUAACCUUUUGACAGUUUUGUUAUUCCUAACCAAUCUAAGGUCAACCACGUCUCGUUUGUUGUGGUUCUACCGGUCAGGUUGUUUCUACAGAUAUCCUCCUCCUUCCUCUACAAACAUGAUCCCUGCCUCCACAAACAUGAUUCCUUGAAACAAAUUAGAGGCAAGAGAAAAUGAGCUGCUCCGUUCACUCCGAUUUGAGCUUGUCGGCCAACGUACUUUAGCUGUUAAUCUAAAGUCAGAUUGGUGAGAAAGACUUAAUGUAAGUAGAAUUACAUUCUAAUGAUGAUUACACACCUGUCGUACACAGAGUGUUGCUUGAUGGUUGAUGGUGGGGCUCCUCCCAUCCCCUCCUCCUCCCCUCCUCCUCCCCAGAUGAUGUGAGGCUUUGGGAGGGAUUACACUUUAGAGGAACUCCCUAAAUACCUUAGGGUUUCCCUCAGAUCUAAUUAAGGCACAGUGGUUGUUGCUAUCCAUAUCUAUAAUUACAGUGUCAAGGAAAGUACGUUAACAUUUUGGAAUUAAAUUAUUUUCUGAAUAAAUUUGUCAAAAAAUGUGAUCUGAUCUUCAUCUACGUCAAGGGUAUUGACAAACAUUUGUCUAAAGAUAAUACAAAAAAAAUAUUAUCUUUCAUGUCCUUAUUGAACACACUCAUUCAACAUUCAAAAUGGAAGUGGAAAAAGUAAGUGAACCCUAUGCUAACAAUCUACAAAUGGAGAAACUUUGGCAUUGUUGCUACUCUACCAAGAAGUGGGCGCCCCUUCAAAAUGACACCAAGAGCACAACGAAGACUAAUCAAUGAGGUAAAGGAACCUCAGCUGAAACUGUGUAGAAGUUGGGUGAUAAAACCAGUUAUUCAUAACUGUUGACUGGUGAAUUUCUAAAGUCUUUGAAAUAACUUUGUAACCCUUGCCAGCUUUAUGUAAAUCCACAAUUCUUCAUCGUUGAUCUUGUGCCGAGCAAACUCGAAAAGUUUUAGUGUUUUUUAUCUGUCAAAGUAGCUGUAGUCCACACCUCCAAACUUAUUAUCUUAACAAGACUCCAUUUGUGCUUAAACCUUACUCCAAUUAGCUUUCUGAGUUCAUUAACUCAAGGGUUCACAUACUUUUUCCACAAUCACUGAGUUUUUUUUGGUUGUUCUCAAUAAAGACAUGAAAGUUCAAAGAAAUGUGUGUUAUUAUUUUAGACACAUUUUAUUUGUCAAUACCCAAUAUUUUUAUAUUUGAAGAAAUACAAUAGAACAUUUGAAACAUAACAAUAGAACAUACAAACUUUGGGCUAAUUUAGAAACGUAACCCUUAAAUCACUGAAGACUUUCCAUAGUAUGGAUCGAGUUUGAGCAACCCAUCCACACAUACAUACAACGAAUGCAUGUGUGAAUGGGUUUAUACAAAUGGCUCUACAAACAGUCACUGUUUGGAGGAGCCAAAGGUACAUACAACCUGGCCUGGUGCCCUUCCUCCAAUACCACGUAUUCUGGAAGUGGUUCCCACCCCUGAAGCUGCGUGCCAGUCCCCUAGCACUCCCUCUCAGGUGAUCUCCAUCUAUCCCUCCGUCCCCACCGACCAUCCCACCCUGGUUCUGCUGCCGCCGCUGCUCUCCGGGGACAUCCUCAGCUACCGCCGUCAGCAGAAGAAAGGUGUUCAUCGAUCGAGAAGCAGACGAUAUGGGUGCCCACGGCUCGAACCUGGACGCCAUCUUGGAGGAGGACAUGCACCACUGGUACAACAAGUUCAUGCGAGAGUCGCCGUCGGGUCUCAUCACCCUGUUUGAGCUGAAGAGCAUGCUGCAGAUGAAAGGCAUGACCGAGGAAGCCAGCAGCUAUGUGGACCAGAUCUUUUUAACCUUUGACAUGGAUGGGGACGGAUACAUAGACUUUGUUGAAUACAUUGCAGCAGUAAGUUUACUGCUCAAAGGGGAAAUCAACCAGAAACUCAAGUGGUACUUCAAGCUCUUCGAUCAAGAUGGGAAUGGAAAAAUCGACAAGGACGAAAUGGAGACUAUAUUUAAGGCAAUUCAAGACAUCACUAGGAGUUACGAGAUCCCACCUGAGGACAUUGUGACUCUUGUUUAUGAGAAGAUUGACAUAAAUGGAGAAGGGGAGUUGACCCUGGAGGAGUUUAUCAGCGGGGCCCGGCUGCAUAGCGACAUCAUGGAUAUGCUCUCCAAGAUGAUGGACCUCACCCAUGUCCUGGAGAUAAUCGUCAUGGGGCAGAGGACCACAGCUGUCAACUGACAGACCUUUGUAAUUCCCAUUACGGGGGAUUAACCAAUGGAAGAGAGAAGGGUUUGGGAGAGCUGGAAAAGGCUGAAUUUCGAAGGCAAACUGCAUUGUGUUCAGAGAGCUUCAAGUGCCAAGUUUUGUUUUUGUUUAUCUCUGGAGAUGGAUUUUGGAUGAGUUGACUUUGAUCAGUAGUCUGAAAGAUAGGUCUCUGUUUGUCUCUGAAGUUUGUAAUGCAAAGCAUCCGGGACAGCUUCAGUUCUUUUUCAGGUUGCAUUGAUACCGUUUUAAACGGUAGUUCUUUCAAAGGUACGAAUAGAUCCAGUAACCCAUGUCUAAUAUGAUGACGCACAAGAUGUUUAGUAGUUUUGAUGAGGUGUUAUUUCAAAUGGACGAACAUGUUGCCUUAUUCAUCAAUACAAUCUGUUUUUGAUUUCAUA
Molecule: messenger RNA, 3055 nt
Organism: Gadus morhua (Atlantic cod)
Lineage: Eukaryota; Metazoa; Chordata; Actinopteri; Gadiformes; Gadidae
Gene: guca1c
Product: guanylate cyclase activator 1C
Exons: 5
Coding region: 2061-2630 (189 amino acids)
Molecular function (GO): calcium ion binding; calcium sensitive guanylate cyclase activator activity
Source: RefSeq, a predicted model, not a curated record